GUCUUUUUCACAGGGACUAAGUGUGUUAACAUGGCCAGGACCAAGCAGACUGCUCGUAAGUCUACUGGUGGCAAAGCUCCCCGUAAGCAGCUGGCUACCAAAGCUGCCCGGAAGAGCGCGCCUGCCACUGGGGGAGUGAAGAAACCCCAUCGUUACCGACCCGGCACUGUAGCCCUGCGAGAGAUCCGCCGCUACCAGAAAUCUACUGAGUUGCUCAUCCGCAAAUUGCCCUUCCAGCGCCUGGUCCGCGAAAUCGCCCAGGAUUUCAAGACCGAUUUGCGCUUCCAGAGCUCGGCCGUUAUGGCCCUACAGGAGGCCAGCGAAGCCUACUUGGUGGGGCUCUUUGAAGAUACUAACCUGUGUGCUAUUCACGCCAAGAGAGUCACCAUCAUGCCCAAGGACAUCCAGUUAGCCCGGCGUAUCCGUGGCGAGAGAGCUUAAAGGCUGCAGAUUCUAGUAACAAAAAGUACUCCAAA
This is a messenger RNA of Trachemys scripta elegans, 476 nucleotides long. RefSeq names its product histone H3. The coding region runs from base 31 to 441 and encodes 136 amino acids. NCBI's taxonomy places the organism in Eukaryota, Metazoa, Chordata, Testudines, Emydidae. The record is from RefSeq and is a predicted model, not a curated record. Gene Ontology annotation, cellular component: nucleosome. Gene Ontology annotation, molecular function: DNA binding; protein heterodimerization activity; structural constituent of chromatin. The transcript has a single exon.